Messenger RNA from Prorocentrum cordatum, 756 nucleotides. The record is from the annotation of a GenBank genome assembly. NCBI's taxonomy places the organism in Eukaryota, Dinophyceae, Prorocentrales, Prorocentraceae.
CCGGCCGGCGGGCCCCCCUCCCCCCGCCCGGCGCGGGCCUCUGCCGCGGGGAUGGCCGCCGAGGUGUGGGAGGUCGUCGGCGGCUUCGACAAGGGCGGCAUCCUCGUGCGCGAGGGCGGAGACUCCACGUCCAAGCAGUGCGAAGAGCGCCUCGCCUUCGGCGCCCUUGUCAAGAAGGUGGAGCUCCGGGACGUGAAGCUGCACUACCAGCUGCUCCUCGGAGAUGGGCCUAUCGAGGCGGGCAGCACCGAAGCCUGGCGGAGAGUCGGACCGCUCGGCCGCACGUCGGAGCGAGGCGUGUCCGCUCAGCACGCGCGGGCUGCGCACGCCUGCAGGGCAGCUCUGCCUCGUUGCCUCUGCGUGCCGUGCCUCGUGCUGCUCGCGUCGUCGUGCGGGGGAGGCGCCGUCGAGCGAGGUCGGCGCGGCACGGAGCCCAGUGAAGGCUUCUGCAAGGAGCCCAGUGAGGGCUUCUGCAAGGAGCCCAGUGAGGGCUUCUGCAAGGAGCCCAGUGAGGGCUUCUGCAAGGAGCCCAGUGAGGGCUUCUGCAAGGAGCCCAGUGAGGGCUUCUGCAAAGAGCCCAGUGAGGGCUUCUGCAAGGAGCCCAGUGAGGGCUUCUGCAAGGAGCCCAGUGAGGGCUUCUGCAAGGAGCCCAGUGAGGGCUUCUGUAAGGAGGCCACUAAGAGGGCUUCUGUAAGGAGCCCAGUGAGGGCUUCUGAAAGGAGGCCACUAAGAGGGCUUCUGAAAGUAGGCCAGUGA